This is a messenger RNA of Oryza brachyantha (malo sina), 2676 nucleotides long. Its product is annotated as elongation factor G, mitochondrial. Lineage: Eukaryota; Viridiplantae; Streptophyta; Magnoliopsida; Poales; Poaceae. Gene Ontology annotation, biological process: mitochondrial translational elongation. The transcript is spliced from 20 exons. Gene Ontology annotation, molecular function: translation elongation factor activity; GTP binding; GTPase activity. The coding region runs from base 106 to 2379 and encodes 757 amino acids. The record is from RefSeq and is a predicted model, not a curated record. Gene Ontology annotation, cellular component: mitochondrion.
CUGAUUGCUCGGCAGCUCCCUCUCGACCAAACCGACUACUCGUAGGGUUUUAGGAGCCAGCACGCCGCCGCCGCCGCCGCCGCCGCUAGAUUCUCGCAAGCGGCGAUGGCCAUGGCACGGCGUUCCGCCUCCCGCCUCCUCUCCUCGUUCCGCCCCUUCUCGCUUCUCCUCCAACCGCUCGAUGACGCCCCCUCGCUUGCGGCCGCGGCGGCGGCCGCGUCGGCCCGCCGGGGGAUGUCUUCGGCGUCGGCGCUGCGGGCGCGGGACGAGAAGGAGGUAGCGCGGUGGCGCGAGUCGAUGGACCGGAUGCGGAACAUCGGAAUCUCCGCGCACAUCGACUCCGGGAAGACGACGCUGACGGAGCGGGUCCUGUACUACACCGGUCGGAUCCACGAGAUCCACGAGGUGCGUGGCCGCGACGGCGUGGGCGCGAAGAUGGACUCCAUGGACCUCGAGCGUGAGAAGGGCAUCACCAUCCAGUCCGCUGCCACCUACUGCACCUGGAAUGGAUACCAGGUUAAUAUCAUCGAUACUCCAGGUCAUGUGGAUUUCACCAUUGAGGUUGAAAGAGCGCUUCGUGUUCUUGAUGGUGCUAUACUUGUGCUAUGUAGUGUUGGUGGUGUACAAAGUCAAUCAAUUACUGUUGAUCGGCAAAUGAGAAGAUAUGAAAUUCCAAGGGUUGCAUUUAUCAACAAGUUGGAUCGUAUGGGGGCUGAUCCAUGGAAAGUUCUCAGCCAGGCACGUUCCAAACUUCGGCACCACAAUGCAGCUGUACAGGUGCCUAUAGGAUUAGAAGAAGAGUUUGAAGGCCUUGUGGAUCUUGUGGAGCUGAAGGCUUAUAAGUUUGAGGGUGGUAGUGGCCAGAAUGUUGUUGCAUCUGAUAUUCCAUCCAACAUGCAAGACUUAGUCAUGGAGAAGCGACGUGAACUUAUUGAAGUUGUUUCUGAAGUAGAUGAUCAACUUGCUGAAGCUUUUCUCAAUGAUGAACCGAUACAAGCUAAUGAACUCAAGGCAGCUAUCCGAAGAGCAACAGUAGCACGGAAGUUUAUACCAGUUUACAUGGGAAGUGCAUUCAAAAAUAAGGGUGUCCAGCCGCUUCUUGAUGGUGUGCUUGACUAUCUACCUUGUCCAAUGGAAGUUGAAAACUAUGCACUUGAUCAAAACAAAUCAGAAGAGAAGGUUUUAUUGGCUGGAACUCCUGCUGAGCCACUUGUGGCAUUAGCAUUUAAGCUGGAGGAAGGUCGGUUUGGUCAACUGACAUAUCUAAGAAUCUAUGAUGGGGUUAUACGGAAGGGUGACUUCAUUUACAAUGUGAAUACAGGGAAGAAGAUCAAGGUUCCUCGCUUGGUAAGGAUGCACUCCAACGAGAUGGAGGAUAUUCAAGAAGCACAUGCUGGCCAAAUUGUUGCUGUCUUUGGUGUUGAUUGUGCAUCAGGUGAUACAUUUACAGAUGGAUCGGUGAAAUACACGAUGACUUCCAUGAAUGUCCCAGAACCCGUGAUGUCCUUGGCCGUCUCCCCUGUAUCUAAAGAUUCUGGAGGACAAUUUUCAAAGGCUCUGAAUCGUUUCCAGAAAGAGGAUCCUACGUUCCGUGUAGGUCUGGAUCCAGAAAGUGGAGAGACAAUUAUUUCUGGGAUGGGUGAGCUGCAUUUGGAUAUCUAUGUUGAACGUAUCCGGAGAGAGUACAAGGUUGAUGCAAAGGUUGGGAAACCUCGUGUGAACUUCAGGGAAACUAUCACUCAGCGCGCUGAAUUUGAUUACUUACACAAAAAGCAAUCUGGCGGCCAAGGUCAAUAUGGACGAGUUUGUGGGUACAUUGAGCCUCUUCCAUCAGGAUCAGAUGGUAAAUUUGAGUUUGAUAACAUGAUCAUUGGACAAGCAGUUCCUUCAAACUUCAUACCAGCAAUUGAGAAGGGUUUUAAGGAAGCUUGCAACUCGGGUUCAUUGAUAGGGCAUCCUGUGGAGAACAUUCGAAUUGUGCUGACUGAUGGUGCUUCACAUGCAGUGGAUUCCAGUGAACUUGCUUUUAAAUUAGCUUCUAUCUAUGCUUUUAGACAGUGUUAUGCUUCUGCUAGACCUGUAAUAUUGGAACCGGUAAUGAAGGUGGAACUAAAAGUUCCUACAGAGUUCCAGGGGACAGUAACCGGUGACAUGAACAAGAGAAAGGGUAUCAUUGUUGGAAAUGAUCAGGAAGGCGACGACACAGUUGUGGUUUGCCAUGUUCCACUAAACAAUAUGUUUGGAUAUUCAACGUCUCUUCGGUCAAUGACACAGGGGAAAGGUGAAUUUUCGAUGGAGUAUCUGGAGCACAAUACCGUAUCACAGGAUGUACAGAUGCAACUAGUGAAUACGUAUAAGGCCAGCAAGGGGACAGAGUGAUACAGAAAAAUGGAAAUAGUUUCACUUAGUUAACGUUGCAUUUUGUGGCCCUUAAUGAUGAACUAGGACAUCACUAAUAUAUAGAGUGAUUCUUCUAGAUUACAUAAACAAUUUUUGGUUUCAUCAGUUUAUAUGUUAACAUUGUAUUUUACGGCCCUCUGUGAUAAGGCAGGGCAUUCACUAAUAGGUAGUAUUUGUUACAUGGGUUUCUUGAUACGGCAAUGGAGUUGUGAUGCAAUAAUGUGAACAACGUAUGCGCAAACGUACGUGAUGAUCGAACUAGGGAAAGUUAUGUUG